Molecule: messenger RNA, 267 nt
Organism: Dovyalis caffra
Lineage: Eukaryota; Viridiplantae; Streptophyta; Magnoliopsida; Malpighiales; Salicaceae
Source: the annotation of a GenBank genome assembly
AUGGUCGGCAAAAUGGGGCUGCUUGGUGGGGUCCAUUUUUGCCCUAAAGGUCCAUUUACAGACGCUCCUCUUCCCCAUCUCCAAUGCAAAAGGCAGGGUGCCAUUAAGGAUAAUAAAGUAAUAGAACGGUUGAGAAGAUGGGAAGGGCCUAAUCUGGUGAUGUUUACAAAGGCUAUGCCGUGGGAACCUGACAAAUCACAUCCACGAACAUUGCUAGCAAGUGAUGAGGAGGAGAAAGAUCUUACUGGGAAUCUGCUUUUUGUUUAA